GGUGCAAGUUGAGGGUUUAAGACAAUACUCCGCGACACACAGGGACCACACUUCAGCGCAAUAUCAACACAUUGUCUUCUUCUUUCUGGAAUAUUCAUUUACAGCUAAUUUUGACAACCAGAAUCUUCGUUGGGUAAUUUUGUAGAAAGUUUGAAUUAUUGAGAUAACAUUCGGGUAUAAGAACGCGUGCAGCUCCUUCCAAAAUAUGUGUGUCCCGUAAAUGACAGAACGGAUCAGCGUAUAACUAACUUCUAGGAAUUGCGAAUUUAUUUUAUUGGAGAAAGUUUACCAUUGGAUGUACCAAAAUGACACUCCUCAAAGGAAAAUAUAGCAUCAUUCUCAUUGUGACAUUAAUUUCAUUUUCAAAAGGCCAAGAUCCGGGAUCAGAAUUUUUACCCAACAUAGCAACAUUUCCAGAAGGACCGCCGGCGCCAGGGGACCCAUUUGAAGAUCCAUUGGUCGUCACAAAUCCUGGUGAAGAAGUUCUGGGAGACACACUGGCCACUGACCCAGGUGUUGGAGAUCUCACCCCUCCAGCCAGUCUAGUUUCUGAUGGAACAGACGUAUUAACAAAGGAAACAGCUCCCAUAACGGACAAUGCCAAUGUACCAAAACAAGACCCCCCUGUCGGUGGGGAAGCAUUAGUGGAUCCUGGGACAGCAGCAGAUGGUGAAAUUGUAACCGGCCCAGAAGGUGUUGUAGACCCUGGGGCAGCAGGAGAUGGUGAAAUUGUAACCGGCCCAGAAGGUGUUGUAGACCCUGGGGCAGCAGGAGAUGGUGAAAUUGUAACCGGCCCAGAAGGUGUUGUAGACCCUGGGGCAGCAGGAGAUGGUGAAAUUGUAACCGGCCCAGAAGGUGUUGUAGACCCUGGGGCAGCGGCAAAUGGUGAAAUUGUAACCGGCCCAGAAGGUGUUGUAGAUCCUGGGGCAGAGGCAGAUGGUGAAAUUGUAACCGGACAAGAAAGUGUUGUAGACCCUGGGGCAGCGACAGAUGGUGAAAUUGUAACCGGCCCAGAUGGUGUUGUAGACCCUGGGGCAGCAGGAGAUGGUGAAAUUGUAACCGGCCCAGAAAGUGUUGUAGACCCUGGGGCAGCGGGAGAUGGUGAAAUUGUAACCGGACAAGAAAGUGUUGUAGACCCUGGGGCAGCGGCAGAUGGUGAAAUUGUAACCGGCCCAGAUGGUGUUGUAGACCCUGGGGCAGCGGCAGAUGGUGAAAUUGUAACCGGCCAAGAAGGUGUUGUUGAAACGUAUCCUGGGGAGACCACCUUGGUUGAAUCUGGGACUGGAGUUCUACCUGUGGGGGAUGGCGGAGUGGUGGCAGACGUUUUACAAACUGCUACAUCUCCAAUGGAUCCCACCACAACCACGGCACCCGUCACAACAGUGGACUUCAACUUCAAUCUCAACGAGACGUUUGAUGGAAGAAAUGAUCUACUUUUACUCACCGCCACAGGGCCGACAGCAAAUGAUUCUAAGGUCGCUAAUUCUCAGAUACCCUUAGAAAAUAUUGUUAAUGCGUCUGUGGUAGUAAAGACAACCUCAGAUAUUCCUGGAGAAGAUACCGUUUUAACAGAUCCGGUUAACGAGUAUCCAAACAAAAUUGGAGGAGCGGAAUCCAACACUUCUAUAACAGUACCAGAGAGAGAAAUCGCACCUAAUCUCAUCGGCGACAGUGAUGUUACUGUAGCUACCGAAGGCGACAUAACCCAUCCAUCUUCUGAUGUUGCAACCGCAGAAAUAACACCAGAUCUGAAAAGUCAGAAAAAUAUUUCUCAACGUAUGGCGAUAUUAGAUUCUACCCUAACUUCAGAUGAGAACAUGACAAGUGUUCUCAUGCGGACUCCCGAGAUAGGUAACAAGUCAUCUAUGAAUGAGAAACACACUGUUCGUAACCACACAGGACCUUCUGAUAUGGUAGAUAAAGAAGUAACUGAUUCCAAAAUUAUACCAAACACCACUACUGUUAUUGACACAGUAAUCGAAAUCCCCGGAAUCAUAAACAGAACGGAUACUACAACGAACACCGAGGACCUUUUAUCUGAAUACGAGAAGAAGCAAAACGAAUUCAAAACUUUUGUGGAAGCAAACCCUGACACGAAUUUUCCAGGCCCUCCCUCCCCACCCCUCUCAUUAAAUACCCAACCUGAGCUUUCUCCAGAGUCGAAUCCACAAAUUAAGGCAGUGGCUCCGGAACCAAAACUACCACCUUCUCCAUCUACACCACAAGAUGAGACUUUGGAUGAAGUACCAUCUAUCCAGGCUCCUCCACCUACUCCUGACCCUAUAAACGAGACAUCAUCUACACUACCUCCGCCACCUAUAACAGAUGCCCCCAAAAAGGCCAGCAAACCUUCAUACCAAGUUAUAGACUAUCCUAUUGUACCCCCACCACCUCCUCCCCCUCCUUCAAAUGUUUUUAAAACUGAUUUCGGUGAAGAUAUAAGUACACAAAAGCCCACUGCAUUUGUGUACGAACCAGAAAUUCCUUUUGAUCCAGACUUUGAUUAUAGGCCACCUGUAAAUACCAAUAAAGUAAAACCGGAAAUUUCCAUAGAAAGACCUGACCGUCGAAUUGCAACUCCAAAAACCACAGACUCUCUUAAAAAGAAUGCAUACGCAUUUGUGUUCGACGAAUCGAGAAAUCAACCUAGAAAUCAACCACGAAAUCGACCAGAAGGUGGCAUAUCUCUAUUACAAUAUCAACAUGACAAUAGAAACAGUAUUGAAGCGACAAGACAGGCAACUGCAGUUCACAAAAACGCUGCAUACAGAGUAUCAGAUAGAAAUGGGGUACAAAAUUCAAAUAGCGUACAGGCCCUCUUUGACAAAAACAAAAAAUUCGUUGCAAAGUUUGGAGAGCCGGGUAUGCCAUUUUAUCAGGAUUUUUUCGAGCAACGGCCUAAAGCUUUCUUUUCAGCUGAACCUACCAAAUCAAAACCUUUUUAUGAAGGUCAGGGUUCAAACAGGGUAAAUUCAAGAAACCCCACGAACCCCGUUAAUGCUAAACAAUUUUAUCAGGCAAAUGACAGAAUGCCACCAAUUAAUGUCCUGGAAGAAGCUCCAGUGUCCCAGCGCGGAAACACUGUGCCAAAAAUCAUUAGCACGGCUAAACCAGUCGCUGCACGCUUUCAACCAAGAAGCAUUAAAGAUCCACAGUUUUCCAGAACAAAUCCACCAUUCAAAAUGAACAAAAUGGAUAACAGUUUUGAAUUUUGGUACCAACUGAUGGGAAAAGAUUUGCAAAAUAAUAAAAUUAUAAAUCAAAAACCCGUACCUAAUGCAUAUGAAAAUCCAAUGAAUAUGGGAGGAAAAGUAUUGAAUAGAUUCUGGUCUGCGGCGAAUUCUGGUAGAAAGAGAGGAAAGAUUGAGACUAAAACACCCAGAAACAUUCACAAUAACAAUGCACAUGUAUAUCAGCCCGCAGAAGCUGGGAGUCUCAAACCCAAAGAAGCAGUUGUGAAUAAAAAUGCGUUUGUUUUUGAACCUCAAAUGCAAAUUUCCCCCGUUGAAGUCUCCGAUCCACAUCGAAUGAAAAUCAAGGAAUACACAAUAACUAACAAUCCCAACCUUAUCAGCACAACAGAGGCACGGUUAAAUAUGGGCAUCCCAACGCUCUCAAAGCCACUGGAAUCAGAACAGCUAUCAAAUAACAUGUAUUCACUAGAAAAUCCACCACCAAUAAAUAUUGAUAAUGAAAUUCCUAACGUGGCGUUCCAGACUUUUACGACAACCACUAAUAAACCAAACACACUACCACAGCCUACAAUGUCAUCCGUUGCCGCUUUUAGAAUGGGACCACGGAGGAUUGAAACGCCAAUCGUCAGAAACAAAACACCAGAUUUAGCGUUCAGGGCAUCGUCUGUUGAAAACCGUCCCAUUCCCCCUCCAAUACAGCCUCUUGCAACAGAGUACAUUCCAUCUAGAAAAUACCUACCUCCUUUGAAUCCCCGUCCUAAAUCAGUGAACACAGUGAUCAUUAAAGCAACGGCAGCCCCUAAGAGACAAAAUAUAAGAAAUGUCCCCAAUGUUGAAGUUAUACCAAAUGCAAUGCCAUAUGUUCCAGCUGAACCGAUACAGAAGCCAAGAGAAAAUAGCAUUUUUGAUCUACCUCGACCACCUGCAAUAUCUUUUGGUUCUUCCUCGGGAGAGAAAUCCGUUUCGAAAGUGGUGGUUCAAAAAGCCGAACUACCACCGCCUAUUAAAGAUGCUCUACCACUCCAUCAAACAACAACCGCCAGCAAUAUCCAAGAACCAGAACCAACUCCUGUCCCGCCAAUGUUCUCAAUCAACAGCACUAUAGUGAUGAAGCUACAAAAUGAUUCGGUCACGAAAGAAGAACUUCCUCCUAGUGUCUGUCAUCAAUGUCAUUACGUCAGUGACGUCUGUUUCCUGAGUGAGGCGGGGAUAUGUAACAGAUUUGUAGAAUGUCAUAGAAAUGGGGAUCAAGUAAGAGCAUUUGAGAAGGAGUGUGCGAUCGGAAACUUUUGGAAUCCAGAAACAUUGGCCUGUCAAAAAUCACUUUACGUAAAUUGUUCUGCUGACCCCUGCAGAAAUCCGGCUGUGAAAUCCCAUCCCUUUUUGGGACGAUGUCGGUAUUUUUGGAAAUGUAACCGGGGACGAUCAGAGUUCGAGUUCUGUGGUCAGAAUUAUCGCUACGAUGGAAUUGCGGACACAUGUGUUCCAGACUUUCAGUGCAAAGAUGAGGACCCCCCAAAUGAUGCCCUCAUCCAAGAAUCGCCUCCCGAAAAAUGUUUGUGGACGGCUGUGGAUGGUUCUCUGGACUCAUUCACCGAUGGAAUCUUUAAUCAGAAAUGCGCACCAGGAACACGGUUUGAUGAAGUCCAAUGUACAUGUGUUAUCAGCAACAUUCUACCGGAAGGAGAAAUUUGUAAUCCCGAUACAUUAAUGAACUUCGAGGGUGAAGAUCAAACAGCCUUUAAAGACAAAUCUGGUCAUAUGAAUGGAAUUGGCAGGGAUAACGUUAAGUUGAAAAACGGCACUGGUUUCUUUUACGGCAUAGGAAAACUUUCCUUUUGGCGAUACUCCAAUGUCGAACUCGGACCUCUACUCGCCAUUCAAGUUCGCUUUUUCCCCUACGGAUACUCGAAGAAUCCCAUGGCUUUGGUGUCCAAUUGUAAUGGGUCUCCCAUCGGAGCAACUGUUGACAUUCGACUCAACACAAAAAGUAAACAAGCGACAUUUAAACUGAGUACCAACAAACAACUGAAUAACUUCAUCUCUCUACCCUAUGAGGCUUUCAAAUGGAACACCGCUACUUACGUAUAUGCUGGGGAUACCUUCACUGCCAGUAUCAAUGACAAGAAAGAGACCAUUCCUGUAGAGGGUUCCAUUCCGAACAGACACCCUGCCAUCCAGGUUGGAGGCUGUAACAGACAAGAUGGCUUCAGAGGCUAUACUGAUGACAUUAAAGUUUACAAUGGAUGCAUCCCAGAGGAAUUUGAAUACAUAAUCUUCACAUGAUGACCAGAAGUACCCUAAGUUAGAAAUCCAGAGAGCAGAUACUUUCUCACCUCCUACCAACAAGAACAUUAAGGUUUCUCGCUGCUCUAACAGUACACAGAACAUGGUGACAGAUCUUUACAUUCCCUCGUGUUAAAACUUGUCAAAUGAGACGGCUGUGACUAUUUACAACAUCGGAGACGCACUGGAAAACAUGGAGACACGCCUAAGAAAGGUCUCUGCAUAUUAAUGAGCCCGAAAAAGAAAGUCACCGACAGCGUGGUGUGACAUACGAAGACAUUUUCAUAUACGGUGCAGCAGCGCUAAAAAAACAGACACAAGUGUGCAUUAUUCAUUAUGUGAGGCCGAGAAAAGUUUUUAUUUUAAAUUUUAGAUCAGGUAUAUAUUUCUAGUAUUUGUAAUAAUAACUGAUUUAUCUUCGAGAUGGCCUUCUAAUAGAAAUGUUGAAUUAUUCCCAUUAAGCAUAACCUCAUGUGUGUUUCGUGGUAUUGUUAGUCGCGGUCUAUACGUGUUUUGUACAAGAUAUGCCGAUUCUUAUUCGUCGUUGUGUUACAUAUUAUUUAUAAAUUAUUUAUUAAUUGUGUUGUUUGUUGACAUCAUGUCUGUACGAAGUAACUGAAAUGGCGGCAUCAUUUCUAGUGUGUACAUUAAAAUCAAAUGGAUGAUUUUUGUUUUUAUCAUGUUUCAUUUCUUUGCAUUGUUAUUGAAUUUUUUCUGGAUGUUUUUAUAUAUAAUACAAAAUUGUAUUUCAUGAAAUGUAAUUUCUUUGGGAAAAAAUCAUUAUAAAAAUUAGGAAGCAUUCA
Molecule: messenger RNA, 6283 nt
Organism: Ostrea edulis (European flat oyster)
Lineage: Eukaryota; Metazoa; Mollusca; Bivalvia; Ostreida; Ostreidae
Exons: 10
Coding region: 306-5480 (1724 amino acids)
Cellular component (GO): extracellular region
Molecular function (GO): chitin binding
Source: RefSeq, a predicted model, not a curated record